CUUGACCUUUCGACACGAGCGUGGAAUGAGGUCACGAGCCAAAAAGCAGAAUCGAACCGAACCUCCAUGAGCCAGUGGCUCGUGUAGGUGUUUGGCUCGACCUGUGGUCGUCUCAAAAUGAGCCCAAUCCUUAGUUAAGAGUUUAAUUAAAAUAAAAAUAAAUUGGAGUCCUCACUUAGAGGGAAUUUUCGCUUUUAAACCCAUAGUUUGACUGUUUCUAGCAUUUGAAAAAUGGAACAAGUCACGUAAGCUUAACUGAUACAUCCCACUUCCCACGCUUCCCUCUCCAUAUACCUCAAAAAUAACUGCCUGCCAUGGCUUUCUUUUUCCCUAUUAUAAGAACUCAAAACACCAGUUUUUAUAGUCUUAACGUUCAAGACACAAAUCUUCACAAUACUUCUGCUAAUAUCUCUAAUGGCUUCUGCUUCAAUCACCUUCAAAACUGUUUUGAUGUCAAUCCUUUUUGCUGCUGUCUUGGUGAAUUCGUACCGGUUCAAAGUUGGAGAUGAGAAAGGGUGGACUAAACCAACUGGAAAGGAUCCUCAGACAUACAAUCAAUGGGCUGCUAAAAACAGAUUCCAUAUUGGAGAUACAGUUUAUUUCAAGUACAGAAAUGACUCAGUUCUGGAGGUGGACUCUGCUGAUUACUUGAACUGCAACACAUCAAACCCUAUUUCCAAAUUUGAAGAUGGAAACACGGUUUUCGAAUUUGAUCGUUCGGGGUUCUUCUAUUUCAUCAGCGGGAGCUCUGAUCACUGCGAAGUUGGUCAAAAGAUUAUUAUUCGAGUGAUGCAUCCCUCUGAAGUGGAGUCCCCUGGGCCAGCUCCAUCCCCGGGAGGAGCUGGUGGUGGUUGGGAUUCUGACAACUGGGAACCGCUGGGGAUUAAUUCUACCACCAAGCUCUUUGCUUUGUCUUAUUUCGUGACUGUUGUGACAGGCCUGUUUGUUGUUCUCUAUUUGUUCAUGUAAAAGGCAUUAUUGUCAUUUAGGUUUCCUUAGUUGCUAGAUUUUCUUAGGUUGCUUUGAUUUUAUACUUUCCAGUGACAUUGUAGUUGAUUCUUUAUUGCUGUGACACUGAAUGAUUUCAGUAAUUCUCUUAUUGAAAACCA
Olea europaea var. sylvestris is the source of this 1109-nucleotide messenger RNA. RefSeq names its product mavicyanin-like. The coding region runs from base 415 to 969 and encodes 184 amino acids. NCBI's taxonomy places the organism in Eukaryota, Viridiplantae, Streptophyta, Magnoliopsida, Lamiales, Oleaceae. Gene Ontology annotation, cellular component: plasma membrane. The record is from RefSeq and is a predicted model, not a curated record. Gene Ontology annotation, molecular function: electron transfer activity. The transcript is spliced from 2 exons.